CAAAGAAGCCAGCAUGGAACUUACCUGACGCUACCUACACCGUCCAAGAAUCACCCAUUCCUCUCCUCGCCUCGCUCCGUUCCCACACCCCAAGUCCCGUAUUGUGCGACAUGACGGAGGACAUGCUAUGAUAUUUGCGCCCAGAUAAUCAGCCAUCUCGAGCCGUCACAGAGCUUCCCGUGCUCGUUCUCCCGCUUCGCGUUCCCACCCCUCCUCCCUCCCUUAUAUCUGUGCGAAGAGGACAGAGCCCCGGUCCUCUGUUCAUACCAACGGCGUAUAUCCGAACCUGCAACUUGGACGGCUCGCAUAUAGCGGACGUGGCAUAGCUUGUUUGCCGUCACCAUGUCCAAUUUCUUAGACAGCUCCUUUAGCAUUGUUGCCCAAGAUGCGGGUCCGCAACCUACUGCCAAUGAGCUUCGCAUGGCUCUGGAGAAGGGCAAUGAUGACACCAAAGUCGAGACCAUGAAGCGCAUUCUUGCUACAAUGCUCGCCGGAGAUCCUCUGCCGCAACUCCUCAUGCCAAUCAUCCGAUUUGUUAUGCCAUCCAAGCAUAAGCCACUCAAGAAACUUCUCUACCUGUACUACGAGAUAUGCCCAAAGCAUGGCAAGGACGGCAAACUUCUCCAGGAGUGGAUCUUGGUCUGCAAUGGAAUGAGACUAGAUCUGCAGCAUCCGAACGAGUUCAUCAGAGGGAAUACUUUGAGAUUCGUCAACAAACUAUCUGACCCCGAACUAAUCGAGCCUCUUCUCUCUCCUGCACGUCAGUGCCUAGAGCAUAGACAUGCAUAUGUACGCAAGACUGCAGUCUUCGCGAUUGCCUCAAUUUACCGCAAGCACGAGCACCUCAUCCCAGAUGCCCCCGAGUUACUUCUCAAUUUUCUGAACGAGGAAAACGAUUCUACUGCAAAGCGAAACGCAUUUAUUGCCCUCUCCUCAAUAUCUCCCGAAUCUGCCCUCUCCUAUCUCUCGUCAGUUUUUGAUGGAAUACCAAACGCAGACGAGCUUCUACAGCUGGCCUACCUAGAAUUUAUCCGCAAAGAUGCUGCACAGAGCAGCGAGCGGAAAGCUCGCUAUCUCCGACUCAUCUUCGAUCUCCUGGAAGCAAGCUCCAACACGGUUGUUUUCGAAGCCGCUUCCUCCCUUGUAGCUUUAACGUCAAAUCCUGUGGCUAUCAAGGCAGCAGCGGAGAAGUUCAUCCAGAUCGCAAUUAGAGAGCCUGACAACAACGUCAAGAUCAUCGUUCUGGAGAAGAUCGCUCACCUGAGAAGAAAAAACGAUGGAGUGCUCGAUGAUCUGUGCAUGGACAUCUUGCGAGUUCUCUCGAGUCCAGAUCUUACCGUUCGGCAGAAGGUGCUUGACCUCUGCCUGGACUUGGUGACUUCACGAACAGUCUCCGAAGUCGUGCUUUUAUUGCAAAAGGAGCUCCGAAAGACGGUCGAAGCCGAUUCAUAUGAGAAGAACCAGGAAUACCGCACCAUGUUGAUCGGUGCCAUUCACCAGAUCGCCAUUCGGUUUUCUGAAGUUGCAGCGAAUGUCGUAGGUUCGCUCAUGGACUUUAUCAGCGAAGUGAACAGCAGUUCCUCGGUAGAAAUCAUCUCCUUUGUGAAGGAGGUUGUUGAGAAAUUCCCCAAAUUGCGGUCAACGAUUGUCGAGCGUCUCACGGGUAUACUUGGGGAAGUACGAGCUGGUAAAGUCUAUCGUGGUUCGCUGUGGGUGAUCGGCGAGUAUGCAGGUGAGCAGAAGGAGAUCCAGCUUGCGUGGAAGCGAAUCCGAGCCAGCUUGGGUGAGAUACCAAUCCUACAAAGCGAACAGCGAGCCCUUGAGGACAUGUCUGAGGAGAAGGAUGCGGACGAGCAAGUCAACGGAAAUGGACACGCUGCCCCGAAAUCAACCACAAAGCCGAAAGUCAAUGCAGAUGGCACGUAUGCGACUGAAGUCGCUCUACCUUCAGAAGCGACUCAAAAGCAGAAGUUAGAGGCAGUGAGGGCUGCUUCAAAGCCACCGCUCAGACAGCUCAUACUUGAUGGCGACUUCUUCUUGGCCACUGUGCUCGUCACGACACUCACAAAACUUGUCAUGCGUUUUUCGGAGAUUUCCACUGAUAAUGCAAGAAUAAAUGCGUUGAAGUCGGAGGCAAUGUUGAUUGCUGUGUCCAUACUCCGUGUUGGUGCUUCUGAGUUCGUCAAGUCGAAGAUAGACGAAGAUUCGGUCGACAGAAUCUUGGCCUGCAUUCGAGCCCUGAGUGAGUUCCAGGAGAGAAAGGAGCUUGAGGAGACGUUCUUGCAGGAUACUAGAACGGCAUUCCAGAAUAUGGUGAAGAUCGAAGAUCUCAAAAGGGCACAGAAAGCAGACCAGGAGCGCGCGAAAACGGCUGUCCAGGUCGAUGAUGUCGUACCUAUACGUCAACUUGCUAAGCGUAAUGCUAUGGAUGCUGCAGAUGACGCUGGGGCAGAUCUGGAUAAGGCCACUGGAGGCGAUGCUACCACUGAGGACUUGUCCUCGAAGCUGAGUCGUGUCGUCCAGCUCACUGGUUUCAGCGACAGUGUGUAUGCAGAGGCGUACGUGAAGGUUCAGCAAUUCGACAUCAUUCUAGAUGUCUUACUGGUUAACCAAACUACGGACACCUUGCAGAACCUAACCGUUGAAUUCGCUACCCUUGGUGACCUCAAGGUUGUCGAGAAGCCUGUUCCUCUGACGCUCGCACCGCACGACUUCCAGAAUGUCCAAGCCACAAUCAAGGUUAGCUCUACAGACACUGGUGUGAUCUUUGGCAACAUCGUCUACGACGGACAAAGCUCGACGGACAACAACGUCGUCAUCCUCAAUGACGUUCAUGUCGACAUCAUGGAUUACAUCCAACCUGCAACAUGCUCGGAACAGCAGUUCCGAACCAUGUGGACCGAAUUCGAGUGGGAAAACAAGGUCAACAUCAACUCGAAGACGAAGUCUCUCCGCGAGUUCUUGAAGCAGCUGAUGGCAGCCACAAAUAUGAGUUGUCUUACACCAGACGCAAGUAUGCAGGGCGAUUGUCAAUUCUUGAGUGCAAACCUCUACGCAAGGAGUGUUUUCGGCGAGGAUGCGCUAGCGAACUUGAGCAUCGAAAAGGAGGGUGAGAAUGGCCCGAUUACUGGAUUUGUGAGAAUACGUAGUCGAUCACAAGGUUUAGCAUUAAGUCUAGGUUCACUGAAGGGGUUAAAGGCUACGGCUUCGUAAGAGUGAGACGAAGUCACCUGUCAAAAGAAAAGCUGGUAAAGCCGAGGAAUGGAGUUCUGUACGCACAGUCUAGUGUGACGUUGUUUUUUAUUGCUACAAAAAGGAGCACCGUGCGGUGUCUGUUGCAAGAAUUGGCAUUGCAGAGGGAUAAUGGAAAACGACGGUCAAAGCGAUUUAGCUAUGCGAGCAUAAGGAAGUCCAGGUCAUUCAUAUCAGAAUAGAAAGUUGCAUGUUGUGCAUCUCUGGUAUCUAAAGCUCUAGAGACAAGUGCAAGAAGACACAAAACCCGAACCGUCGCCCUUAUCAACAUGACAAGAAGCUAGUACCAAAUGCUCCGCGUUCGAUGGUGCGGAAUCACG
Messenger RNA from Verruconis gallopava, 3572 nucleotides. RefSeq lists its product as uncharacterized. Gene Ontology annotation, cellular component: cytoplasm; COPI vesicle coat. The transcript has 13 exons. The coding region runs from base 343 to 3213 and encodes 956 amino acids. NCBI's taxonomy places the organism in Eukaryota, Fungi, Ascomycota, Dothideomycetes, Venturiales, Sympoventuriaceae. Gene Ontology annotation, molecular function: structural molecule activity. The record is from RefSeq and is a predicted model, not a curated record. Gene Ontology annotation, biological process: endoplasmic reticulum to Golgi vesicle-mediated transport; intracellular protein transport; intra-Golgi vesicle-mediated transport.